Molecule: messenger RNA, 1161 nt
Organism: Penicillium malachiteum
Lineage: Eukaryota; Fungi; Ascomycota; Eurotiomycetes; Eurotiales; Aspergillaceae
Gene: scw4
Product: putative cell wall glucanase (Scw4)
Exons: 4
Coding region: 1-1161 (386 amino acids)
Biological process (GO): cell wall organization
Cellular component (GO): cell surface; fungal-type cell wall; extracellular region
Molecular function (GO): glucan endo-1,3-beta-D-glucosidase activity; 1,3-beta-glucanosyltransferase activity
Source: RefSeq, a predicted model, not a curated record
AUGAAGCACUUUACGCGGGCUCUCUUUGCCUGGUCUCUUGCAUCUAUGGCCCAUGCAGCAAUCCAAGAUCCUAACCAUUGUCUCGCAAACCUCGAUGAUGCUUCUACGGCUCGAGUAUCGGAGGUAGUUGUCUGGGUUGAUGAAAAUGGAGAUCCAAUUCAUACGGAAACGAACCAUGUCCCAGCCGUCACAUCUACGACCCAGAAGACUUCCUUUGAGACCUUACCUAUUCCGCAACCUACAUCAUCAACGACCAGCGAUUCAACCCACGCUCUCUUGACACAAACAAAACCGCAAGAUGAAAGCAAAUCAACUAAUGACGCUGAAUCUCCAAAAAGACUACAAGAUAAAACAGCUACUGACGAAGCUCACCAUCAAAAUCAUGGCUCCCAGCACCCUUCAACUCACAAAGACCGCCGCCAAUUCGGCAUCUCAUACUCCCCAUACGCCGCUGACCGAAGCUGCAAGAACCAAGACCAAAUCAGCAAGGAUCUUGACGCUCUCUCCACACACAACCUCAUCAGAAUCUACGGCACAGACUGCGAUCAAACCCGACUCGUCGCGACCGCAGCCCGGCAGCACAAAAUUCUCGAUGCAUUCAGAGAAGCUGCAACCGACGACUCGGGUAAAACAGACUGGUCAGUCUACCAUACCAUCGCCAUCGGAAACGAACUGGUAAACGGUGGCCAUAACGCUCCUGGAGAGGUAACUGGCGCCGUUACACAAGCGCGCUCUUAUCUUCGUGCACAGGGGUACGACGGUCCCGUUGUGACGGUGGACACAUUCUCCGUUCUUCUCCAGCAUCCAGAGCUAUGUCGAGUAUCGGAUUACUGUGCGGCGAACUGUCAUGCUUUCUUCGAUGCUACGCAGCAACCACAUGAUGCGGGUGCUUAUGCGCUGGAACAGAUGCAUAGUGUUUCUGCUGCGGCCGGUGGUAAACGAACUAUGAUUACGGAGUCUGGGUGGCCGCAUGCUGGACAGGCUAAUGGGGCUGCUAUUCCAUCACCGGAGAAUCAACGUGUUGCUGUGGAGAGUCUGAGGAAGAGCUUUGCGCAUCAGCCGGAUGAUUUGGUGCUCUUUACGGCAUUUGAUGAUUUGUGGAAGGAUGAUAAUCGGUACACGUUUAACGCGGAGCGGUUUUGGGGCAUCUAUGAUCGGUAG